CCGUUAUACGCCGGGGUCUGUUAGUGCCGUGUCCAACAGAGCUGUAUCACACAGGGAUGCAGGGAUGCUGAGAGGCCUGCCGGCGCGUGGAAUGCGCGCGUUGUCACAGCGACAGAGCAGCUUGGAUACAGAGCGUCACAGAGCGAGUGAAUGCGCAUGAGAGAGAGAGAGAGAGAGAGAGAGAGAGAGAGAGAGAUGGGCAAUCAAAAACCUCACAGCAUCUCUCCAAUCGCAAAGGCUCCCGGAAUCACGGGGAAACGACAGCGGAGCCGGUGAGCACCACGACCGCCCUCAGUAGCUGGAAUCAGACGCUCGAGAUGCCGAUAGAUUAAACACGAGACUUCACUGAUAAAGUCAGCACGUUACGUCGGCGUUUGUUCCCGGAAAACCGAAAUAAAUCACCUCAAAAACGGAAAGAGAGUGUCGAUUCGACUCAUAGAGGGGAAAAACAGGUCAUAGAAGUGAAUUUGUGCUUGUUGCUUCGUUUUCUAUCCAUAUGCGCUAUAAUGGGAGAAGCCGGCGGUCGUUUCCAAACAAGCUUUUCAACGGACAAAUCCAACUAGACUUCAUUUAAACGUUGUGUUGAUCGAGCUGCGCGCGUGAGCAAUUCUUCACUUUUGAAGUCGUUUCAUCUGAAUCCGUCUUAUGACUGGGUGUUGUCGGGAGAAACCGUGAAACAUUUUCUGCUGUUCUCGGACAACGGAGAACCUUUUGGUUUAGUCCGAGCUCAGGCUGAUGGAAUUGCGCUGAGCAACGCUUGAGAAAACGAGGAAAUACCCACAGAGCUCCAAUAUACAGACAUCUGAUUUCUGCCUGCGGCUCAUUCCCAGGAUCAGCAAUCAUCUGCGUGACCUCUUUAACUGACCCCAUGAGGACGGCUGAGGGAGAUGGAACGUAACAGACUUUUCUUCUUUACUCUCUACUGCAUUUCCACGAUAACCCACCAGGGCUGAGCACAACCACAGCCCCUCGUCCACCCCAACCCUUCCACAGUCGCUCCAUUCCUGUCCUCCCUCUUACUCCCUGAAAGACCAAAACAAACCAGCAGGACCACUUUUUCUUGUUCUGUUAUAAUAGUUUAACUUUCCUUUGCCCUUCACCCGUGACAAAGCAAAGCGGAAGUCAAUAAACCGGCGAAGCGAAGAAGGAAAAAACAAGACAGUCAUGUAUCUGCCCCAUGGCUGCAAACGUGAUUUGGGCCAUGCCCGCAACUCAGAGGCCACCCACGCAAUUACUCUCCUCUGGUUGGCUCUGUGGAUCACCUUGGCAUUGUGUCAGCGCAUUGAUCCCGGCUCCAAAUAUCCCACCGUCACCACAAACUAUGGCAAGUUGCGCGGGAUUAAAAAAGAGCUUAACAACGAGAUUCUGGGUCCCGUAGAACAGUACCUUGGCGUCCCCUAUGCCACAGCGCCAAUCGGAGACCGUCGUUUUCAGCCGCCGGAAGCUCCUGGGUCUUGGCAGGAAGUGCGGAACGCUACACAGUUCGCCCCUGUUUGCCCGCAGAACGUGCAUGGUGUUUUACCUGAGAUCAUGCUGCCUGUGUGGUUUACCGACAACUUGGACAUGGCCGCCACCUACAUUCAGAAUCAGAGCGAAGACUGUCUCUACCUCAACGUCUAUGUGCCCACAGAGGAUGACAUCCGUGACCGCAGGAAGAAACCAGUCAUGCUGUUCAUUCACGGAGGCUCUUACAUGGAAGGAACCGGAAACAUGUUUGACGCCAGUGUGCUUGCAGCAUAUGGGAACGUCAUUGUAGUCACCAUGAACUAUAGGCUGGGAGUUCUGGGUUUUCUUAGCACAGGAGAUCAGUCUGCUAAAGGGAACUAUGGCCUGUUGGAUCAAAUCCAGGCCUUGCGUUGGCUGAAUGAGAAUAUUGGACACUUCGGUGGUGAUCCUGAACGAAUCACUAUCUUUGGCUCUGGAGCUGGAGCGUCUUGUGUCAACCUACUCAUCCUGUCCCACCACUCUGAGGGCCUGUUUCAGAGAGCCAUUGCUCAGAGUGGUUCAGCCAUCUCCAGCUGGUCCAUUAGCUACCAGCCCUUGAAGUACACUAAGAUUCUGGCCCGUAAAGUGGGAUGCACAUAUGGGGAGACCGCAGACCUGGUGGAUUGUCUCCGCAGGAAAAAUUUCAGAGAGUUGGUGGAUCAGGACAUUCAGCCGGCCCGCUACCACAUUGCAUUUGGACCUGUGAUGGACGGAGACGUUGUGCCAGAUGACCCCGAGAUCCUGAUGCAGCAGGGGGAGUUCUUGAACUACGACCUUCUGAUUGGUGUAAAUCAAGGAGAGGGGCUGAAGUUUGUGGAUGAUGGGGGCACUGAGAGUGAAGAGGGCAUUUCAGCUGCAGCUUUUGACUACACCAUCUCCAACUUUGUGGAUAACCUCUAUGGAUAUCCUAAAGGUAAAGACAUCCUGAGGGAGACUAUUAAGUUCAUGUACACAGACUGGGCAGACCGAGACAAUGGGGAAAUGCGGCGCAAGACUCUCCUGGCAUUAUUCACUGAUCACCAGUGGGUAGCACCAGCCGUAGCUACUGCCAAGCUCCACGCGGAGUACCAGUCUCCCGUCUACUUCUACACCUUCUAUCACCACUGCCAAACAGAGACUCGACCCGAAUGGGCAGACGCUGCACACGGGGAUGAGAUACCAUAUGUGUUUGGUGUGCCCAUGAUUGGAGCAACAGACCUCUUCCCUUGCAACUUUUCCAAAAAUGAUGUCAUGCUUAGCGCUGUGGUGAUGACAUACUGGACCAACUUUGCCAAGACCGGGGAUCCCAACUUGCCUGUUCCUCAGGACACCAAGUUCAUCCACACCAAGCCCAACCGCUUUGAGGAAGUGAUCUGGACCAAGUUCAACUCCAAAGACAAGCAGUAUCUCCACAUUGGCCUGAAGCCUCGCAUCCGGGACAACUACCGAGCAAAUAAGGUUGCCUUCUGGCUGGAACUGGUUCCUCACCUCCACAACCUUCACGAGGAGGUUUUCAGCACCGCCACAACCCGGCUGCCUCCAGGAACCGCCCGCACCCCACACUGGAAGGGUCAGGGACCUCGUACCACACGCCAUCCCAUCCCAACCUUCCCUACAGAAUCGGACCCAGAUGGCUCAGAGCCCCCUCGAUUCCCUCCCUUCCCAAGCGACACCCGGGACUACUCUACAGAACUGAGUGUGACGGUAGCUGUCGGUGCAUCACUCCUCUUCCUCAACAUCCUUGCCUUCGCCGCACUUUACUACAAACGUGACAAACGGCACGAGAUGCGACGGCACCGACUGUCCCCGCAGCGAGGCGGACCCGCUAAUGACUUAGCACACAGCCAAGAGGAAGAGAUCAUGUCCCUGCAAAUGAAGCACUCGGAGCACGACGCCCACCACGACAUGGAGCCGUUGCGACCGCAUGAUAUUUUACGUCCCGCAUGCCCACCCGACUACACAUUGGCACUUCGGCGGGCACCCGACGAUGUUCCGCUCAUGACCCCCAAUACUAUCACCAUGAUUCCCAGCACCAUUACUGGCAUGCAACCUCUCCAUGCCUUCAACACUUAUCCUACAACCACCGGCCACAACAACACCUUACCCCACCCUCACUCCACCACCCGUGUAUAGUAGCACCCCCAAACGAGAGGACUAGCUCUCAUACAUAUCCAGUUUUCUCUCUCUGUCCACCUUUCCAAGCUCCUAAACUUAAGAUGCUCUCAGUUCAGCUGUCUAGAGCAGCUACUCCUGUUGGCGUUCUCAUAGACACAAUCAAGGUUUCGUAGAAGUUGCACACACUAGAGGAGCUCUGUUUGUAGACUCAACGAUGAGCAACAGAUUUGGUCGGCAGUGACAAGUCAUCAGCCUCGUACUGGAUUCAACUUGCUGUUUGUUUUUACACAUUGUUCUUAAAGAAAUUGGGCAUCAGUGAUUGACUAAGCUGAUCCGAUGUCAUGAGGGGAAAUUAUGACAUUUACCCACUUUUCUUCUCUCACUAAAUUGGCAGAGUGCAGAUUUCAUCCAUCCUUUUUGUCAUCCUCCUUUGCUAUUCCAUUACCAGCCCAUCGCUCUCUGUCCGAAUGUGAUCUGUGUCCUUGGAUUAUGUUUUAUAUGAAUCAUAGGGGCAUUCGAUAAAAGGUGGUAGCUGGAUAUGUUGUGUUAACCUGCAGUCUUGUGUCAAGUAUUAAAUCAUACCUUGUAACAAGAGACGCAGAGAAUGAGAGAAAAUGACAGCAUCUGACAGAAGACGAAAACAAAAGUGCCAACCUCCACUCUUUUUCUCUCACUGUCAUUUUAUCACACAUAUUUGACUUGGCUAUGUGUUGUUUCUUAGGAAGAUUUUUGUAUGUAUAAAUAUAAAGACAAAUAUAUAAAAGAAUGAUAUAAAUAUAUAUUUACAUGGAUUGCUCGGUGGGAUCUAUGCAUGAAAUAUUUUAAAGCACCAAGAUGGACAUUUGCAUUUUUUUUUUUUAAGUUUGCUUGCUUAAAAUGCCUGCAGAAACCUUCUCUGCAGUAGUAUUUUCGUCAGUAUUAGUCCAAAUAUAACCUCUUCCUCAGUCUGACCACUCUAUAGGACAGUAUCCUCUCUCUGUAUCCAGAAAGAGAGCUAUUGGCAAUAUUCUUUUAAAUGCUUUUUGACAUUCAUUUGCAGUUGUUGGUGCUAUUAUUUGACCAUCAACCAUGUAGGGCUCUGCCAGAGCCAUCUGUGAUGGUCCGGACAGUUGCAUAAAUACAGCAAAUAGCGAAUGCACAUGUAGCUUUGCAUCUCUUUUAUGGGCCUCUGACCGUUAUAUUUCUCAGAUACAAAUGAUUCUCUUACACCUCGGCCCAUCUUUCUCUCUCUGUGGCCUCUCUCGUUCUAUCUCUGUCCUUACUCUUUCAGUUCAAAAUCAUUUGGUUUUUGACAACCAAAUUUAAUAAGCAUCUUUUUUGUGUAUUUGUGCGUGUGCACACAUAAAGAGUGUGUUUUCUAGGCAAUAGCUAGGUGUCCUGUACAUUUGUGUUAAUGUGAAUGUGUGAGAUAAGAGAAUAUGAGACGGAGAGGCACAACGAGAGAGAGAAAUGCAGACUUCUGAGUUUGUUCAAUCCUCAUAACACAGAAAUCUCCUUCAUCUGUGGCCCUCUAUCAUUCAGGAAAACCUACCUGGCCAUUUUACAUACAAAAUAGUUAGGAAUAGUCUGGAAGCACUGCUAAUGUGUUUACCCACAUCUCUACAUAUCUCACAUCUGUCUGCACUGCACACUUGACCUUUUUGACAAGGUUAUGACAAGCACAGCAAAUAGUGGUGGUGGCCAACCAGAUCUAUAUAUAGACAAAUCUUACAGAUUGUUUCUUCAGAAUAUAUGUUCAGGUUAAAGAACGAAUGGCUCAGAAUCACUGGACAGUAACUGCGGGAUAAACAUGAUCACUUACGUUCUCUUCAUGCCUUGUUAGUCAUAUUUUUCUGCCACUGCUGUGUGUCACGGGAGGAUGACGGUUUGUCUCACUGUUGGCUCCGCUUGCCAGUGUAUUGAGUCUGAGAUGCCCAG
Messenger RNA from Sinocyclocheilus anshuiensis, 5496 nucleotides. Its product is annotated as neuroligin-2-like. Gene Ontology annotation, cellular component: membrane. Bases 1165 to 3597 code for a protein of 810 amino acids. Gene Ontology annotation, molecular function: neurexin family protein binding. Lineage: Eukaryota; Metazoa; Chordata; Actinopteri; Cypriniformes; Cyprinidae. The record is from RefSeq and is a predicted model, not a curated record. The transcript has 8 exons.